UUGUCGAGUCAUGCGCUCCCCUGCUGACCUGUGUUCCUGAUUCCGUAGCCUCUCCAUAUACUACUCUUUCUUCUUCUCCUUAUUUCCGCAUUUCUUCAAUUCCAAGCCCACCUCUCUCUCAAUAAAAAAACCCUAAUAUGUUUCUUCUCUAACUCUCACCCUCCCACUCCACACCUAAUCCAUAUUACAGGUCUUUGGUUCGAUCCCAUUUGAAUGGCUCAUAUUUUAAUCUCCAUACCCAAACUUGAUCUCUGAUCCUCGAAUUUUUGCCAACGCAAUCUCAAUUUAUCCGCGGAAUCAGAUUAAAUUGUUAGCUCUUUUGUGCUUUCAUGCACGAAAGAAAAUUGAGAGUUUGUAAAGAUCUGAUUGAUUACGAGAUAAGAAAUUGAUUGUGAAAAUCAAGGGUUUUUGUUUGGAUUAAAAGGGGAUUUGGAGAUAUGGAUUCUAGUAGGAGGGCGGUGGAGUCGUACUGGAGAUCGAGGAUGGUUGAUGCGGCAACCUCCGACGAAGACAAGGUAACGCCUGUUUACAAAUUGGAAGAGAUUUGUGAGCUCUUGCGGUCUUCUCAUGUCAAUAUCGUUAAAGAGAUAUCGGAAUUUAUCUUGAAGCGACUUGAACACAAGAGCCCUAUUGUUAAACAAAAGGCUUUGAGGUUGAUAAAAUAUGCUGCGGGAAAGUCUGGUGUGGAGUUCAGGAGGGAAAUGCAAAGACAUUCAGCUGCUGUACGUCAGUUAUUUCAUUACAGGGGUCAGACAGAUCCUUUGAAGGGGGAUGCCCUUAAUAAGGCUGUAAGGGACACUGCUCAUGAGGCUAUCUCUGCUAUUUUCUCAGAGGAGAAUAAGCCAGCAACUACUGAAAAUCUUAACAAACGGAUACAAGGAUUUGGGAAUACAAAUUUUGAAAUGCCAUCAGAAGAUAGGAAAUCGUUUCUUAGUGAGGUAGUUGGUAUUGGAAGUGCAUCUAUUAAGCAGGGGCUUAGUAGCUUCACACAAGGCCAUUCAUUACGGAAGAAUGACAAUGGAAGCUACAAAAGUCCUAAUCUUCGAAGAUCAUUGACCAUAGAAAAUGAUCACAAUGAUAGAUAUGAACCAGUCCAGUUGCGCAUUGAAACUCAGGGUAGUUUUGGAGUUUCGAAGAGUACAAUUAGUGGACCUUGGGUCCAGGACAGCAGGGUCUCAAAUGCAGAGACAAAAAAUGGGGGCUCUAGUUCAAGUUAUACAGAGAGUAAGACUCGUGAGGAGAGGUUGUUGGAGACUAUUGUAACAUCUGGUGGUGUACGUCUACAACCUACUCGUGAUGCUAUUCAGGUUUUUCUAUUAGAGGCAGCAAAGUUGGAUGCACUGGCCCUAAGUCACGCCCUUGAAUCUAAGCUCCAGUCUCCUGUGUGGCAGGUUCGCAUGAAAGCUGUGUGUGUGCUUGAGUCAAUUCUGAGGAAAAGGGAUGAUGAGCAAUUUUCAAUUGUAGCUUCAUACUUUAGUGAGAAUAAAGAUCUUGUGGUCAGAUGUACUGAAUCUCCCCAAUCUUCUCUAAGGGAAAAAUCUAUCAAGGUAUUGAGCCUUUUGGGUGGGGAACAGGCAGGUGGCUUGAUGGGAAAUUCGGAAAAGUCAGUUAAGGCUGAGACCAUGUUAUUUCAGAUGCCUGACUUGAUAGACACGGGAGAUUCAAAUGAUUUCUUUGAAACAAAUGAUUCUACAAAUGAGCCAAUUGAUCAGAACACAGCAAAUCUGACAACAUCCACAAGUCAUUCAAUUGAUGAUCUAUUUGGAGAUAAUUAUGGUGAUGGUGGGAACUCCAGAGAACAAAAAACUGAUGAUAAUCCCUUUGCAGAUGUUUCAUUCCACACUAGUGAGAGUAGAGAACAUGUAGAUGAUCUCUUUUCUGGAAUGACUGUUGACAGUAAACCAGGCACUAAUGAGAAUCAUAUGACAACAAAUAAAAAUGGAGCAGAGCCAUUUGAUAUUUUUGGGUCAAAUUCUGAACUGACACAGGAGCAAGGAAAUCAUAAAAUGGAUGUUAAUGAUUUAAUGGCUGGUAUGUCCAUCAAUGAAAAUGUCUCAAAGAUGAAUCAAUCAGGAGCUACUUCUGGGUUGCUCCCAGAAAGUGUCUUCACAGAUUCAAGUAAUCAUUCUGGAUAUCAGCUCUCAAAUGAUGCUUUAACUAGCAUACUUAGUUCGCAAGUUACUGGGAUGAAUGCAAAUUCAAUAUUUCCUUCUGGUACUAUGCAACAGAAUAUACCUCCUGGCUUUAUGUUGAAUCCUGCAUUUCAUACGCAGCAUGUAAAUUAUGGUGCUAUGGGGAAUUUUCUUGCUCAUCAGCAAUUUCUGGCUACAAUGUCCAACUUCCAACACUUGAAUAACCUCAAUGCACAGAAUCUGGGAGUUAGUCAUGCGGUUGGUACUAAUGGAGUUGGAUAUUCUUCAGCGCUUCCUGAUAUUUUCCAAUCAAAUUAUCCAAAUCAAGCUCCUAGUUCACUGAUGAACAACUCAAAGAAAGAGGAAACCAGAGCAUUUGAUUUUAUUUCGGACCAUCUUGCAGCGGCACGUGAUCCAAAGAGGGUGGCUUAAAUCUUUGAGCUUUAUAUGCUUCACCUUGCUGGGCCUCCUUGGUGUUUGGGUUGAUGGUUUAUUUAUUUGAAGUGAAUUAAUCGAGACAUGUCAAGCAUUCUUUGGCAAUAAUGAACUAUCAGUACGAUGGCAUGUUUCCAUGAAAAUAGGAUUGGAAGUUAUGAAGUUGUGGGGAGAUCCCGGAAGUAGAUUCUGUAUUUGAGAUUAGCAGAGAAGUGGUUGUUGUAGUGUUUUUAUUUAGCAAAGCAAGAAUCAAUUGUAUGUUUCCCCCUCAUGGAUUUGUAAAGCGUUUUUUUUAUUUUUAUUUUUAUUUUUUUAUUUUUUAGUUUGUGUUGUAUUUCCCCACACUUACAGGAAUGCUAGUGGUACAUGUUUUUGAACAUAGUUAAUAAAGAGACCUUCUUGUUCC
Molecule: messenger RNA, 2973 nt
Organism: Hevea brasiliensis (rubber tree)
Lineage: Eukaryota; Viridiplantae; Streptophyta; Magnoliopsida; Malpighiales; Euphorbiaceae
Product: protein MODIFIED TRANSPORT TO THE VACUOLE 1
Exons: 5
Coding region: 438-2564 (708 amino acids)
Cellular component (GO): trans-Golgi network membrane
Molecular function (GO): phosphatidylinositol binding; ubiquitin binding
Source: RefSeq, a predicted model, not a curated record